Messenger RNA from Manihot esculenta (cassava), 1857 nucleotides. Its product is annotated as probable protein phosphatase 2C 65. Gene Ontology annotation, biological process: protein dephosphorylation. Bases 289 to 1521 code for a protein of 410 amino acids. The transcript has 6 exons. Lineage: Eukaryota; Viridiplantae; Streptophyta; Magnoliopsida; Malpighiales; Euphorbiaceae. Gene Ontology annotation, molecular function: protein serine/threonine phosphatase activity. The record is from RefSeq and is a predicted model, not a curated record.
CUCAUUUUCGUCGUAGGUGAGCGAAAAGAUCUCCUUUUUUAACCUCAAAUGGAUUGAGAAUAGAAUUUGGCAGUGGGCAAGAAACCAACAUCCUGGAAGAGAUGGAAACCAGGAACCUGCCGUUUUCCUUUCUUCAAUCCUGCCAGAAAAUGUAGAUUGGUGGUGGUGGGUUCUCAUCCAUUUCCCAGAAAACGAGUGUUUGUUCCUUUUUUUUUCUUCCAAGGAAAUUGUUGGAUGCUGUUGAUAUAGCAUUUCUUGCUACAGACGUGUUUCUUGGGCUUUAAAGAUAUGGGAGCAUGUUGUAGCAAGGGUGCUAAUGGUUCCGGUGAUGAGGGUGUUGUGGUGGAGAAUUCCUUAGAAGAUAGGGAUUAUGAUGUCGUUGAGGAGGAUGAUAAUGUUACCAUUGGAGAUUUUGGGGCUCGGAUGAGAUUACAAGGAGCUUCUAAAUUCAUAUCUAUGUAUACCCAACAAGGAAAAAAGGGGGUUAAUCAGGAUGCCAUGACUGUUUGGGAGGAUUUUGUUGGGAAUAAAGAUAUGACUUUCUGUGGAGUGUUUGAUGGCCAUGGUCCCUAUGGCCACAAGGUUGCCCGCCAUGUACGUGACACUUUACCAUCAAGGCUCUCUUCUGCCAUCAAACUAUCACAGUCUAAUAGCUUCAGAUAUGGUGAUGGAAAUGAUAGCAAUAACACACAUAAAAGUGGCGGUUGCAUAGAAGAUCAUAUUGAUUAUAGUGAGGGAAAUCCGCUUUUGUCUACAUGGGAGGCUGGUCUUGUUAAAUGCUUCAAGGAUAUGGAUGAAGAACUAAGCGUUGAUGCCAGCAUUGAUAGCUACUGCAGUGGUUCUACUGCUGUAACUGUAAUUAAACAGGGAAAUCACUUGAUAAUCUCCCAUUUGGGAGACUCUCGUGCUAUUCUUUGUACCAGAAGCAGUAAAAACCAACUCGAUGCCGUCCAACUCACAGUUGAUUUGAAACCCAAUAUUGCAAGUGAAGCUGAAAGAAUUAAGAAAUCAAAAGGCAGGGUCUUUGCAAUGGAUGAAGAACCGGAAGUUUUUAGAAUAUGGAUGCCUGAUCAAGAUUGUCCUGGUCUAGCCAUGGCCAGGGCCUUUGGAGAUUUCUGCAUGAAAGACUAUGGCCUCAUUUCAGUUCCUGAAGUUUCUUAUAGAAGGCUGACAAAAAAUGAUGAAUUUGUGGUUCUUGCAACUGAUGGGAUUUGGGAUGUCUUAUCGAACUAUGAUGUAAUAAAGAUAGUUGCUUCGGCAAAGAAACGUUCCUUGGCUGCAAAAAUGGUAGUGAAGUAUGCAGUUCGAGCAUGGAAAAAUAAAUCUCCAGGUUCCAGGAUAGACGACUGCGCAGUUGUCUGCUUGUUCCUGAAAAGCAAAACUUUGUUGGCGAGAUCCUUCUCUGAAGUUAGCAGGGUGAGUGCAAAUCACUCAGAACUUGCAGAAAACUACUCAGAAGUGAGCAGCGCAAGUUUACAUCAUUCAGAGAUUGCAGCAGUUCCUGAAAGACCAAGAAAGUGAAAAAUGUUAAAAGAGAACGUGGCCAUAAAUCUGUACAUGCAAAGGCCAGUAUAGGCUCGAAAGAGAGCACUUCUCGCUAGUGUAAAGAAGCAUUUUCAGUUUGCAAAUUCUUUGAGUCAGUGGAAAUCGUCCAAGGAUGAAGGUGAUCCUCCAAAAGCAGAAGUCUUAGAACGCUAACAAUGAGUUUUUACCAAAGAGAAUAUAAGCAACUCAUGGGAUUUUAUGUGUCAUUUGUACAAAUACAAAAAGCCCAAGACACAUGCUUGAUGUCCAUCCCUAAUUAGCCUGCGUGAAUUAAUUUUUCUCUGGAAUAUUAAUGGAGAAAUGCAAUUGAAA